Messenger RNA from Plasmodium gallinaceum, 3114 nucleotides. Its product is annotated as conserved Plasmodium protein, unknown function. The transcript has a single exon. The record is from RefSeq and is a predicted model, not a curated record. The coding region runs from base 1 to 3114 and encodes 1037 amino acids. NCBI's taxonomy places the organism in Eukaryota, Apicomplexa, Aconoidasida, Haemosporida, Plasmodiidae.
AUGAAGAAUUAUAAAAACAGUUGGAAAGAAAGGCAAGAUCGCUUAGAAAAUAUAAUUAAAAAAGAAUACUUUUUUAAACAAAAUGUAAAAAGAGAAUAUGAAGAAAAUAUAACAGGUGGAUUUAUAGCAAAUAAUAGAUAUAAUUUACAGGAAAGUUAUGAAUGUUCAAAAUGUGAAUAUAUUGUAUUAAUAAUAACAGAAUAUAUAAAAAAAGAAUGUAUUCUGGAUAAAUAUGUGUUAGCAUAUAAAAAGUUGUAUGAUAAUAUAGAACAUUAUUUUAACAAAAUUUCGAAGAAAUCAGAUAUUGAUUAUAUAAUUGAUAACUAUUUUUUAAAGAAAAGUAAAAUAUUAAAUCAAAAAGAAAAACAUAAAGAUGAUGCAGGGAGAAAUUAUAUAGAAAUGGAGACAUAUACUAUAUCUAUUAUUCUAAAAAUAAAAAAAUAUAUUUUGAAUACAUUUCCUAUGCUAAAAAAUGUUAUAAAAGACCUAAAAUUUCAUGAUAGCAAUUUUUAUAUUAGCAAUAGAAUUGGAAUAAUAGAAAAUUAUAAAAAAAAAAUUUUCGAUUAUACUUGUGAAAAAAAGAAGGAAGAAAUGAGAUGUUUUAAUAAGGAUACUCAGAUGAAAUAUACAAAUUUUUAUAUGAACCUUAAUGCACCUUAUGAAAACAAUAUGCGAAAUGAAAAUUAUGACAAUGAUUUCACUAGUAAUAAUUACAGUUUCAAUUCUGGUGCUUCUAAUGGAAAUAAUUGCAACAUUAGUAAAUAUGAAAAUAAUUACUAUAAUAAAUAUAAUGAUAAAAUUUCAUUCUUAAAAGUAGAUAAUGCAUAUACAAAUGAGUACUAUAUAAAACCAAAUGAAAAUAUAAAUGAUAAUAAACGUAAAGAAUUUAAUUGUAAUAUAUACAAUAGUGAGGAUAGAAAUAGAGAGGAUAAUAAUAUAGAUUUAAAGAAUCUUAGCGAUUCUAAUAGUCACACUUUAUCUUUGAAAAAAUUUUAUGAAAUAAAAAUAACAACAAAUAAAAAUUUGGUUAGUUUAAAGAGCAUUCUUCUUUUGAUUGAAGUUAUUUUUUUGUUACAUUCAUAUUUUAUUAAAUGCGAGGUAGAAAAUAAGAAAAAUGAAAAAAUUAAUUUAUUUCAACUACAUGAAUAUAGAGAAAACAUAAUUUGCGAUGAAAUCAAUUAUACAUUGUUUUAUAAUAUAAUUUUAGGAAAAUUAAAGAAAAAAAAAAAAGAUGAAAAGGAAACUAAUUUUCACAAGGAAAAAAACAAAAAAAUAAAUCAAAACGAAAAAUAUAACAAUAAUUAUGAUGAACAAAAUAGAAAUAUUUUACAUAGUAAUUUGUACACAUUUAGCAAGGAAAUAUGUUUAAAUAACAAAAAUAACAAUUUUAAUUCGUACAACGAAGAUAGUUAUUCGUCUUAUGAAGAAAAUAAUUAUUCAUGUAACAAUAAAAAUAUAUAUUUAUUAAAUGAAAAAGAUAAUUAUUUAUGUAAUAAUGAAGGUAAUUAUUCAUCCAUUAGAGAAAAUAACGAUGCAUUCAUUAAUAAGAACUACUUAAAUGAAGAUAGUAAUAAUCAUUCACCAGAUGUAAAUUUUUCUGAAGAGGAGGAAAAAAUUAAUAAUUUGAGCGAAAAACAAAUAAAUAAAAUAAAUGAAUAUAUAAAUUACUUAUUUACAAAUAUUAUAGAAGAAUGUGAUAUUUGUGUUAAUAUUGAAUUUUUGUAUACAUUGCAUAUUUUUCAAUUCAAUUUUUUGUUUAACAUUUUUAAAAACCUAUUAUUAAAAACGAAUAUUGAAGAUGAUAUAAUUAUAAUGUUAACUUAUUGUGCAUAUAAUAUUCAAAAUAAAGAAAUAAUUGACUAUUGUUUUUGGAAACUAAUAGGUAUAUUUGAAAAAGAAACAAUACCUAAUAGUUGGAUAAAAUUAGAUAAAAUAAAUAAUCAGUUAAAAAAAUAUAAAGAAAUUAGUUAUAAUAAAAAAGAAACAGAUAAAAAAAAAAAUUAUUCUAAUAGCAUAUUUUAUGAAACAUUAAGUAUUACUGAAGGGGAUGAAAUUAAAAAUAAUUUAAGUGAAAUAGAUAUCAGUUGUGGAAAUAUUUAUUUUAAGAAAAAUUUAAUUGAUAAAAGUAUAUUUAAGAGCUUUAUAGAAAGAACGAAAAAAGAAUUCUUUAAUUAUAAUGAUAUACCUAAAGGCUAUGUUAUUAAUGAAUUACAAAGAUUGCGAAAUUUUAAUGAUCAUUAUUCAUGCUGUUAUAUAUUAAAGAAUAAUAAAAAGCAAAAAAUAUUAAUGGGUUUUAAAAAGAGAGGAGAAAAUAAAGUAUAUAUAUAUAAGUAUGAUAAAAAAAUUAAAAAAAAAUAUAAAACAUUAAAAACAUUUUUUAAUAUAUCAGGUUUUUUAGGUGUAUUAAUAUGUAAUUUUACUGGUAUGGAAAUUAAAAUAUAUGAUAACGGAAUAUCAGAAAAAUUCUCUAAUUUUUUUCCAAAUUUUGAGAGAAAUAAUGUAAUAACAAUAACUUUUGAAUCAAAUAUAAUAAGUGAAUUACCUAGACAUUUUAUAUGUAAUAUAUAUAAAGAAAACAAAAAUAUAAAAUUUAUUUAUGAAAAUAAAUGUCCUAUAUGGAAUGAAGAAAAAGAAAUUUACGAGCUACCUUUUUAUGGUAGGGUUAAAUUAGCUAGUGCAAAAAAUUUACAAUUAAUUUUAAAAAAAUGUGUUAUACGUGAACCGAAAAAAAGAAUAUUUUUAAAUAAAAGUAUAAAUGAUGUUAUUGAAUAUAUGACUAACAAAAAUAAUCAAAAAAAUUAUGAAAAUGAUGAUUCAGAAGAAUAUGAUGAUAGUGUUGUAUAUAAGAAGAAUUACCAAAUACUUCAAAAUAAAGAAGCAAAUAGAAAUGAAAAAAAAAGUGGUAAAAAAUUUUCUUUUGAUAUUAUAAAAAAUACUUUAAAGGAAAAGGAAGAAAAAAUUGAGAUUAUAAAUAAAGACGAAGAAGAAAUAUUUUUAAUAUUUGGAAAAAAUUCUAAAGAUUAUUUUACUUUAGAUUUUCGUCAUCCCUUAUCAACUUUUGAAGCAUUUGCAAUAGCUAUAUCAUCUUUACUAAAAAAAAAAGCAGUAUCUUAA